Molecule: messenger RNA, 2094 nt
Organism: Mizuhopecten yessoensis (Yesso scallop)
Lineage: Eukaryota; Metazoa; Mollusca; Bivalvia; Pectinida; Pectinidae
Product: coiled-coil domain-containing protein 65-like
Exons: 10
Coding region: 116-1618 (500 amino acids)
Biological process (GO): axonemal dynein complex assembly; regulation of cilium movement; cilium-dependent cell motility
Cellular component (GO): axoneme; axonemal dynein complex
Source: RefSeq, a predicted model, not a curated record
AGCGUAUUUAAGACAUAGUUUAGUAUCCAGUGGUUACCAUCAAAAUAGUUGAGGCUGUGUUUUACAAAAGGAAUUCUUGUCGUCCCAUUUGUACAGUUCUAAGAAAAAAACCAAUAUGCCUAAAAAGAAGUCAAAAAAGUCGGGCAAGCUGUCCAAGAUGACAGAGGAGGAGAGAAUUGCAUACGAAGAGAACAAACGUUUAGCUGAGGAAGAAAUGAAGAAAAAGAAGGAAGAUAUGCUUACACAGUUUCUGAAGGACAAAUUAACCAAGGAGGAAAGAGCAACAAAGUUUAAUAUGAACAAACUGAACCAUCAAUGGAGGAACAUUAUGAGGGAAUCUAAAUCUAAAGAGCUGAAAAAAGACAUUGAGAUUCUAAGUCAGACCUUUGAGAGAAUUGUGGAUAGAAAAGAUGCUACUAUCAAAUCUCUGGCCAAAGACCUCCAGGAAGCCGAGGAACAGUACGCCAUGGCUCUGCGUAGUCAUCUACAGAAUGUUGACAAUCUUAUCGAUUUACAGAAGGAGAGACUGGAAACAUUACAUAGAGAAUAUGAUGAGGAACUUGCCAUCGUCCGCGAGGAAUUCGACACUGAACGCGCCAUCAUGGUCGACCAACACAAUGUGGAGAAUAAUGAUAUAGCAGAUAUUUUAUUCGCCAUGGAACAGAAUUUCAAUGAGAAAGAAGCUGAAGCUAAAGCCGAGUUCCACAGUUUAAGGGAUGAAAUCAGAAAUAAGGACAUGGAGGAGAAGCAUGGGCUGCGACACACACUACAGGAUAAGGUGGAGAAUCUGUGGCUUCAGUUCAAAGUGGCCCUGAAAAAUUACAAUGAAACAACAGAGGAAAGGAAGACAGCGUUUGAGACACUUAAGAAAAAAGAUGAUGAAUCUGCGAAAGAAAUUGAUACCCAGAUGAGAAGACUCCAGAGAAUAUCAGACCAAAUAGCCCAGCUGAAAGGAAAGAUGUCAGCAAAUGCAAAAGAAUGUGAGGAAAGAAACAAGCAAAUCAAAGAGGAGAGGGAGAAGAUGCUGGCACACUUCCAGGAACUCAAGGCUCAAAUGAACAAAAUGAGAGAGGGCGAGAGGGACAAACUGACCAAACUGACCCUAGAGAGUAACGCUAGUAUAAAGGAGCUCAAGAGACAAAGGGAGAAGGUGGAGAGUAUAAUGAAGGUGGCAGAGAUGUGUAGGAAACUAGAGACGGAGGAGGAGAAGGUGCUGCCGUUCUACGCCACGUCACUCACAAAGGAGGAGGUGGAGGAUGUCGAGGCAGCCAUAUUAGAGCAGGCUAACGAGCCACUUGUACAGAUUAUGCAUGAGUACACCUCAUUGGAGAAUUUCUGGAAGCGGUUUAACAAAGUUAUGCUGGACAAACUUGCACUGGAUAAGGAGAAGCAGGGAUUAGUUCAGGAGAACCAGCAGCUUAGGACCCUCCUCAAACAGUACCUGGACGGUAUCUCUGUCAACGACGAGAUCCUUAGCCAGGUCAAUCCACUCUUCAUCGUCAACAACAAAACAAACGUCAAGUUGAACGUUCCAGUGAUGGACCCCCGUGUGCGUCGCCCUGUCGCCCAGACAGUAGUGGAGGCCGCACAUGUGGUCAAGCACGUGCUCCACUCUUAGUCGUUGUGAACAGUGUCAACCAAGAAAACAUUUACAUUAAAAAUCAACCAACAAAAACAUUCCAGUGCUGUUUUACUGAAGAAAUGAAAAUUAACAUCAUGAAUAUAUAUGUAAGAAACAGUUCUAUUUCACACUGUGGAGAACUUUUACAUAAGUGCUCAGGAAGGAUCUUUCCUGAUAGAUGAUGUAGCAGUAAAAUGUUUUAAACAUUAGAAAUAUCUUCAGAAUGACCACGACCCAUUUAUUCAAAUACAAAAGCACUUGAGCUGUUUUUCUUAACAGUAUUUAUAUACAUGUAUGAAAAAAGCAUAACUUUUAUGCUGAAUUUCUGUAAAUAAGUGAGAAAGGGAGAUAACACAGUGAUGUGUAUUGUCUGUGAUAUUUUGUACAUGUGGUACACUCUGUGUUGAUGACACAGAUACAUAUUGUAUUUACCUGUACAUCUAUUUAAAUGUAAAUAAAUCAAUUUUAAAACA